ACGCUCAGUUUCAUACUUCCAUUCCCUUUCAAUUCAGACUCUCCUCCCUUCAGAGUUUCGUUUCAGACCCUUUUAGUCCCCCUUCAAACACUUUGACGUCUCACUCUUAGAUAUUAUUCAUGGUGAUCUCAUCUUUCCCGUUUCUUGAAGACUUCCCUUCUUUCUUUUCCUUCGGUCAAGAUUCCGACCCGGGUUUUAUAUCCUUUUCCAAUACUAAAAAGCGCCCCAGAUAUGAUGAUAGUAUUGAGAAUGAUCCGUCUGUUCAAGAAUUACUGACGAAGUUGUUGGCGUUUGAUAGCCCCCCGGAAGAGAAGGAGACCCGGGAUGCGUAUGAUUCGAUCUUGAUGGACUCGAAUUACAACCGAAGCAAUCAAGAAUUGAAUGAGAGUGCGGUUUACUGUAAUGGUUAUCCUAAUUUGAGUGAUUCUGGUAUUUCCCCACAAGCCAAGCGGGCGCGCUCGGAGGCUGCUGAUGAUGUUGCGACGACAUCGGAUGACACAGUCAGCAUCGCGAAUGGUGGCGCACAGCGUAGGUUGUGGGUGAAAAACCGGUCGAAAGCAUGGUGGGAGCAAGUUAACAGCCAGGAUUUUCCUGAAGAAGAGUUCAGGAAAGCUUUUCGAAUGAGCAGAGCGACUUUUGAUAUGAUUUGUGAAGAACUUGAGUCAGUUGUCACUAAGAAGGACACAAUGCUGCGCAUGGCGAUCCCCGUUCGACAGCGUGUGGCGGUUUGUAUAUGGAGGUUGGCCACUGGAGAGGCUCUUCGUGAAGUUUCCAAGCGUUUCGGAUUGGGAAUUUCGACUUGCCACAAGCUGGUUCUUGAGGUUUGCACUGCUAUAAGGAGUGUGCUGAUGCCGAAAUUCUUGCAGUGGCCUGAUGAGAAUAGAAUGAAGGAGAUUAAGAGGGAUUUUGAGUUGUUUUCUGGGAUUCCAGAUGUGGGUGGAUCAAUGUACACAACUCAUAUUCCGAUAAUUGCUCCAAAGGUUAAUGUGGCGGCUUAUUUCAACAAAAGGCACACAGAGAGGAAUCAGAAAACUUCUUAUUCGAUUACAGUACAAGGCGUGGUUGAUCCUAAGGGAGUUUUUACCGACAUUUGCAUCGGUUGGCCUGGUUCAAUGACUGAUGAUCAGGUACUGGAAAAGUCGGCCCUUUCCCAAAGGGCGAACAGAGGUGCUUUGAGGGAUGCUUGGGUUGUUGGGAAUUCGGGGUAUCCAUUAAUGGAUUGGGUUUUGGUUCCUUAUACUCACCAGAAUCUUACAUGGACGCAACACGCCUACAAUGGGAAAGUUGAGGAGGUUCAGAGUGUUGCCAAGGAGUCAUUUAUGCGAUUGAAAGCUCGAUGGAGCUGCCUGCAGAAGAGAACAGAGAUGAAACUCCAGGAUUUGCCUGUUGUUCUUGGAGCUUGCUGUGUUUUGCAUAAUAUAUGUGAGAUGAGAAAUGAAGAAUUGAGUCCGGAAAUGGGGUUUGAGUUGUUUGACGAUGAGAUCAUCCCUAAGAACAACGUGAGAUCAGUCAACGCGAUGCAUGCUAGAGACCAGAUUGCUCACAAGCUCUUGCAUCACAAUCUCGCAGGCACAAAUCUCCUGUUGUGAUAACUCUGAUAGGUUCUGUUUUGCAGUUUGCUGUUAGUAAAUCUGAUUCUUUCAUGGCUUGUUGCAGUCAUGUGAAAGAUAAACUUUAUAAGAUUAAUUCUUUGGUUUCUUGUACACACUCAUUUGCCUUUUCUUGAAUAGAUAACAUAUUUCGCCAAA
Sesamum indicum (sesame) is the source of this 1748-nucleotide messenger RNA. RefSeq names its product protein ALP1-like. Lineage: Eukaryota; Viridiplantae; Streptophyta; Magnoliopsida; Lamiales; Pedaliaceae. The record is from RefSeq and is a predicted model, not a curated record.